Endocarpon pusillum Z07020 is the source of this 420-nucleotide messenger RNA. RefSeq lists its product as uncharacterized. Bases 1 to 420 code for a protein of 139 amino acids. The transcript has a single exon. Lineage: Eukaryota; Fungi; Ascomycota; Eurotiomycetes; Verrucariales; Verrucariaceae. The record is from RefSeq and is a predicted model, not a curated record.
AUGUACGCCACAAGCUUCCUCGUCCUCCCCCUCUCGGUCCUCGGCCUCCUUGCCCCCGCUGUGCUGGCGCAAAACCGCUGCCAACUAUUCGUCACCGCCCCGACAGGAACCAGUCUCACAGGCACGAGACCUGGCUUCGGUGAAAUUACCCGCGACUGCGCUGUCUCACCAGAAGGAAACAAAGGCUCAAGCCAGAAUGAUGAUGCGUGCGCGACCCUCGGCUUCAUGGACGAGUUUAACACCGACGAGUCAAUCUUCGUCCCUGCCGGCUUGUCGGAGGAUGUCGAGGUGCGCAUGUUCAGGGACGAUCUGUCCGAGGGAUUCAUGAAGUUUGCCGGUCAGGAUUUGAAUUUUGAGGGUGAGUGCGAACAGGUCGGGAGUGAAGUUAAAGCGGUGGUCAGGUGUGAGUUUGAUUGCUAA